AUGUUACAGAUCAAGCUGACGAGUGACGGCAAGCCUGGACAAUGGUGCGCGUGGGCUAGUACUUAUGUCCAGGACAAGUAUAAUGACAGAACGGCUAAGUACGAUCAGAGUCUCGCCAUCAACGGAAGGGUGGUAUCCACGUUGUUCACAGUGAGUCCCCACUUUUGUGCAGCAGCUGAUACUGAGAAGCGCAGGCUCCGCCAUGCUCUAGGGUAUGGUACAGGCGUCGAAUGCGAGGAUGAUAUGUGCCACCAUGGCAUUGCGGGUGCUCACCAGUAUCUUAAGACUAAGAUUAUUGUCAAAACGCUUGAUAAGAAGUUCGGCCAUACCCUGGCCAUAGGCGAGGCUACCUCGUCGCCAUUGACUACUCCGGACGGAGGCAAGGCCUGGACUCUGGGUCGUGUUCAUAUUAACGCUCGCACUUUAAAUCGGUAA
This is a messenger RNA of Aspergillus lentulus, 435 nucleotides long. The record is from RefSeq and is a predicted model, not a curated record. NCBI's taxonomy places the organism in Eukaryota, Fungi, Ascomycota, Eurotiomycetes, Eurotiales, Aspergillaceae.